This is a messenger RNA of Mycena indigotica, 1011 nucleotides long. RefSeq lists its product as uncharacterized. The transcript is spliced from 4 exons. Lineage: Eukaryota; Fungi; Basidiomycota; Agaricomycetes; Agaricales; Mycenaceae. The record is from RefSeq and is a predicted model, not a curated record. The coding region runs from base 1 to 1011 and encodes 336 amino acids.
AUGUCCUCAACCACAAGCAGCUCGCCUCUCCGGAGCCUCCACAGACCACCCCUCACCUUUCUGUUUCGGUCGCCAACGACUCAGCGCGAGCCCGUACGAAUCCAAUCGGACAUCGCCCAGCCCACGCUGGAGGAUGCAACCCUCGCGUUCUCCAAACACGAGCGAGAGCGGCAGCGGACUCGUUCAUGGGGUCCCACAGUUUCCGAGUUUGGUGCUCGCGUCAAUCAGAGGUCACCGACAAUCUACGAGCUUACACGAAUAUCGGCGGGGGAAAGAGCCAAUAACUACCGAGCGGCAAACAAUCAGGAUAGAUUGGCGAUUCUAGAGAGGGAAUUGGCUGUGGAAAGAGCCGAACGGACCGCGUCCUUCGAAGAACUGCGUCGAGAACACCAGCGAGCCGAGGCUCGACUGCAGUCUGUCACGGACGGACACCAAGACCUGACCGAUGCAUUUUCCCUGUCCAUAGACAAGCAAGUCGAAAUAAUCCAGCGCCGACUCGAUGCGCGGAGAAUCAUCGAAGAGUACCAGGCUUGCGACAUAACCUUGCAGCACAUGAAUGACAACAAGAUAUUCAAUGCGAAGAACAAGACGACUCGCAUCUUAAAGAAGAACGCGCUUGGUUACAUUGUGCAAAUCUUGCGCUUCCAACCAACUGGCGAACACAACGCCAAUAUCCGAAGAGCCUAUCGUACAGUCCGGGAAAAACUGACAGAAGACGAGUGGCUUUUCGCGAAAGCUCUACUGAAGCGACGGGAUGAGUUGGGUGAAGUUCGGAAUGUCAUUGCACACCCCCAACUAAAUUUGGCGGCAUACGAGGCAUGCAUGAUGACAAUUGCUCCCCAAUUUUCCCCGCAGCUCAACGCUAUCCUUGCCGGGAAUGGUCCGCGCAAAAAAGGUGACCAAUCUCUGCUCACAGAGGAUGACUCCGACUUUCAAGAUUCCGUGAGGGGUUUGGAGGAGGAACUGGAGUUCUUGAAAGGGCUUUUGGAGACGCUCAGACCGGAAGAGUAA